Messenger RNA from Chelonoidis abingdonii (Abingdon island giant tortoise), 1044 nucleotides. The record is from RefSeq and is a predicted model, not a curated record. Lineage: Eukaryota; Metazoa; Chordata; Testudines; Testudinidae.
AAGAAGGCAAGGGCGUGUUAUUUGUCUUCAAAAUUCAACAUGGUCUUCAGCUCCGAACAUUUGUCAGAAAGUAGGUUGUUCUGCUCCAGAUGUUAACAACGGGAUACUGACACCGAUGCCUAGACCUGGAGAGGCGACCUAUGCAUUUGAGGACAGAGUUACAAUUGAAUGUGAUUUUGGGUAUGAUAUCAAAGACAGUAUCAAUAGAAAUGCUCAGAUUCACUGCAAACGUGAUGGCACAUGGGAUCCUGCCGUACCAGUUUGUGAACCAGUUUGUGCCCAACCCCCGAACAUCUCCCAUGGUCAGUACAAUGACUGGGGCAAGAGAGUUUUUGUUGUUGGCUCAUCAGUAACUUACAAAUGUGACAGAGGCUUCUCACUUGUUGGAAAAGCCUCCAUUCAGUGUAUCGCUGGUGAUGAGGUCACUCCAACCUGGAGCGAGCCUACUCCUCAGUGUGAAGAGACUCAGUGUACAGUCCCACGUAUUCAACAUGGAAGCCCGAAAUCUCCACUUCCACAUAACUACACGUACAGAACCAGUGUAACGUUUCAGUGUGAUCCUGGUUACAUCCUCAGAGGCCCUGAUAGGGUUCAAUGCCAAGCUGAUGGCAAGUGGUAUCCCCAGCUACCCAUUUGUGACCUAGUCAUAACUACCCAGGACAAACCCACAACUGUCCCUCCUGAAGGAGCAGAAGUAGCUGGGACUUCCUCAGGUUCUGUGCUGAACACUCCUGGCAACUCUGCUGAGCCUGAAGGGCAUGUCAUAGUCAUUGCAAUAGGCAUUAGCACCGGUAUUGGUAUCGUAGUUCUUGGUGCAGUUCCUGCAAUUAUAGCAUCGGCAAUUUUGAAGAAAAAUAGGAUCAAGGUCAAUGCUAGCUAAUGGCUUACAAAUUAACAGAUAUUAUAUUGGAAGAAAAGAAUGGAAAAGUUAGGAAAUAAGCUUCAUACAUUUGCACUGAAUUUUGGUAAUGAAAACAGACCCCUCUCAGGCACAUUCACUACAACUUUUCUCCUUUGAACUGGACUUGUAAUUGGAAUCCACUG